This is a messenger RNA of Hylaeus volcanicus, 709 nucleotides long. RefSeq lists its product as uncharacterized. Bases 5 to 469 code for a protein of 154 amino acids. The record is from RefSeq and is a predicted model, not a curated record. NCBI's taxonomy places the organism in Eukaryota, Metazoa, Arthropoda, Insecta, Hymenoptera, Colletidae. The transcript has 3 exons.
UAAUAUGCACGAAACCAAAAACGUCAUAGAAACCAAAUUCAAUCAAUUUGAACCAAACAGUAAUUCUUUCUCUAAUUUACCUCAUUUAAUACUUCAAGAAGCUAAUAAAAAGAUUAAUUUUGAGGAGCCUUCCCAGGAAUGGAGUAUACAUAUGAGCUCCGUUGCAAUUUUAGAUGAAUUUUUCACUCAAGAAGCAAUAUUAGAUAAAACUUUUCAGGAAGAACUUACUUUCUUUUUAUCAUUAGCUCAACUUCAAAAUGAAUGCUACAAAUCAGAAAAUUCGCCAGGAUUACGGCUACCUGAAAAGUUUUUUGAGACACUUAGUGAUAUUGAAAGUCGGAUAGAUAACAUUACUGAAGCAGACAUUUUACAACGCAUUUUGGCAACAGCAGAGGAACAGCGUGAUUCUUUAACAGCUGCGUUGAAGAGUGCAAAUAAUGAAGAUACACCUAUAAUACUUGAACAGUAAGAAACUUGAAUCAAGAACAAAAUUAUAACUGCUAAAAGUAUUCUAGUUUUCAAACAUUAAGGUCACGUUUUGUGCCGAAAAUACGUUAUUCAUGCAAAAAAAGAAAAUGUAUGUAUAUUUAAUGUAUAUAUUUUCACUACGAUGGUAUUCCUUUGUAAAAAACUGAGAUGAAAUUUUUGUGCUAUAUGAAAAGGUAAUAAUAAACGUACAGCAACAUGUUUUAAUUAGCUCACGUGAUGG